AUGGCGAUCGGUGCAAUCGGCGUGGACAAGUGGAUUAUGACCGAGGGAGACAGGGAGAUUCUUGGAACUGACGGUCUGUUGAUUCUGUGGCUGUGCCUGGCUGGCCUCACCAGAUCGCAGCUCGAGGAGGACGAGGAGGAGUAUGAGGAGGGCCCCUGUGGCCGGUGGAGACCGGGCGAUGUGGAUCUGCGGUCGUUCGAUUUGAUCCGCGAGUUCCGGCUGGAUCAGUUCGAGUCCCGAAGCAACUACCGGCUGCACCGGCUCCAAGGAACCAACGAGUACCAGACGGCCUAUCGAUUCGAGAAGGAAGCGAACAUGACGAUGCGCUCGAUCGAGGCGUUCCCGCUCGGGUUGCCGCAACAGUUCUCCUUCGAGUGCACGUACCGCAUCGAGGACGAGGGCGACUCGUCGUGGCAUCUGUUCGAGGUCACCAACGAAGUCCAGGAGAGCCAGCUGGCGAUCACGCUGAACCCCGGCCGACAGGUACUUCAGAUCGGACUUCCGGCGACGGAAGGCGAGCAGCAGAUCGUCGAGUACCAUCACACGCCGCUGUUCGACCACAACUGGCACAAGAUCAUGCUCGGCGUAACGGACGAGUAUCUGAACCUUUGGAUCGACUGUCGUCCCGUGCGCUCGAUCGACGGGAACCUGAACGUGCCGCUUGAGCCACGCGAUCGGUUCGACAUUGACGAUGGGUACGUGUCGAUCUCCCGGUUUGCGCAGACUUCCGUUUUCGAGCCCGAGUCUCCGGUGAUCGACCUGCAGUGGAUGGUGAUGAACUGUGACCCAACACGGCCAGCCCGCGGAAACUGCGACGAGCUGCCGGUGUACGACGUGGCAUCGCUGACGGCCAACCUUCCCGAGGGCCCAACACCACGCCCGGACUGUAAAGCCGUCUGCCCACCCGGCUACAAUGGAACCGAUGGAUCCCCCGGUGCACCUGGACUGCCAGGACCUCCCGGAGCUAAGGGAGAAGCCGGGGCAUUCGGUCGUAGGGGCCCACCAGGACCUCGUGGAUUGGAGGGACCUCCGGGGACAGCGACCGUCGGUGCAAGGGGCGAUAAAGGAGAGCCGGGAGUAGGCAUUAUGGGGCUGCAAGGUCCGAAGGGAGAACCGGGAAUGGCGGCGGUUGCUGGAGCAGCAGUUUCCGGCCCGGUGGGCCCCAGAGGUCCACCUGGACCAGCGGGUGUAGGAACUCCCGGUGAGAAGGGUGAGCCUGGUCGGGCGGGACAGUCGAUAACGGGCCCGCGGGGUCUGAUUGGGCCACCGGGAGCUCCCGGGCAGCAAGGAAACGAUGGUGUACCAGGGCUGACGGGUCCAAAGGGAGCUCGCGGUGAACAGGGUGUCGCUGGAAUUGGACUUCCCGGAUUGCCCGGUCCACAGGGAGCCAAAGGAGAGCCGGGUGACGUAGUUGCUGAGUCGGGUGUCAUUGGACCACCGGGAUUACCGGGAAUUUCCGGCAGAGAUGGCGAAAAGGGCAAUAAAGGGGACACCGGUAUGCGUGGUCUACCCGGACCACCUGGCCCUCCCGGUGAAGGAUCGGGCGAUGGUGGCGGUGGUGGUACAGGCGGUACUAGUGGUCGGUACUUUGAAAACUUCAUGUCCUACGGCCAUCGUGGCCCCGUCGGUUAUACCGGGCUUCCUGGGGAACGUGGUGCCGGUGGGCUGCGCGGUCCAGAAGGUGCCGCCGGCGUUCCCGGGCCUCCCGGAGUGGACGGAGCGCAGGGACCGCAAGGGAUCGCGGGACUCCCGGGACAAGUGGGAGCUACCGGUGCCCCGGGUGUUCCCGGGCGUAGCUACACCGAGGCGGAAGUGCGUGACAUCUGCCGUGCCGUGCUGCGAGACCAGCUGGCCGAGCUGACCGAAGGUUUGAUUGGACCACCGGGACCACCGGGAGUAUCGAAACCAGGCCGCCCUGGAAUUGCUGGUCGGCCCGGAGAGAAAGGCGAACGAGGAUACGCCGGGUUUGCCGGGGAACGAGGUAUCCCUGGAGAAGCGGGAGCUCCCGGUGCCCCUGGUUCGGCCGGUGAGCGUGGUGAGCCAGGACUACCGGGUGAGAAUGGACGAGAUGGGGUCGGGAUUAUGGGACCCCGAGGUCCCAUUGGUCCUGCGGGGCCACCGGGUGACUCGAUCACUGGACCUCCGGGGCGUGCCGGUGAGCGCGGUGAACCGGGCGGAGCAGGACAUCCGGGCGUUCGAGGUGCCCCGGGCAUUCCGGGCGUUUGCCCGAACGAUUGCUACAUGGCGGCGGCGGCCGCCGCGCAGAACUUCCGCUCCAACCAGCAGACCAAGGGCCCCAACUACUAAACACUGCCGGCGGCGCGUCGCCCGAGCUUCGAACAAUAAAUUCGUUUUGCAUUUCAGCACCCGUUCUAAUUGCUAA
Molecule: messenger RNA, 2383 nt
Organism: Anopheles bellator
Lineage: Eukaryota; Metazoa; Arthropoda; Insecta; Diptera; Culicidae
Product: collagen alpha-1(IX) chain-like
Exons: 8
Coding region: 1-2307 (768 amino acids)
Source: RefSeq, a predicted model, not a curated record